Messenger RNA from Halichondria panicea, 4328 nucleotides. RefSeq lists its product as uncharacterized. Lineage: Eukaryota; Metazoa; Porifera; Demospongiae; Suberitida; Halichondriidae. Gene Ontology annotation, molecular function: protein binding. Gene Ontology annotation, cellular component: cytoplasm; nucleus. The transcript is spliced from 4 exons. The record is from RefSeq and is a predicted model, not a curated record. Bases 171 to 4172 code for a protein of 1333 amino acids.
UCUCCUUUUCUUGUAUGGCUGCAGCGUAGGAAGGGGGAGUGGCUCACCUCAAGAGCUGUCUCAACUUUCAGCCAUAAUAAGAAAUAUCCAGUGCAGUGGAGACUCUUGUAGGCUCUGUACACAUCUAGGUGAUAUUAACUGAUAAAACAACUCACGCCAUUCUUGGAAAAAUGUCGCAAGAGCAAUCAGACGAUCCCAACACUCAAACCCCAACCACUGACGAUAACUCACCUCUGCUACAAGCACUCGAAAAUGGACAAUUUGAUACGUUAUUCGAUCUCCUACCCCCCACUGUGGACCCCCCACUAAGCCUACCUCCCACAGUGGACCCCCCACUAAGACUUGGCCCCGACCAACUCACCCCCCUGCACUAUGCCUGUCAGCACGGUCGUCUCGAUAUCGUGGAAAAACUUGUCACUGAUUACAAAUACGACCUCCAUCAGUUAGGGGGCGUGGCUCCGACCCCGUUACAAGUGGCAGCUGCCUGUGGAUCUACCGACAUAGUGGAUUACAUUUUAGCCAAUGGAAUGGACUCGUCAUUAAAAGGGGGUGUGGUUGGGCCACUUCAUAUGGCUGCUGAUAACGGACAUUUGGACACUUUGAAAUCUCUCGUUCAAUCGAAAAUAUCUCGAAUUUCAGUUGCCGAUCACGAUGGCAACACACCUCUGCAUCAUGCGUGUGCACACGGUCAUCUUCACGUUGUUGCCUACCUCUGCGAUGAAGCCAAACAUCCGCUCUCCAUCGGCAACAAGAAAGGGGAAAGCCCCCUACACAUUGCUGCUAAGCACUGUCACACGGCAAUAGUCAAAUACCUCAUCGAUGAGAAACAAUGUGAUCCUGCGGCCAAAGACGGUCGAGUUGGGAGCACCCCCCUUCACUUGGCCGCUAAGAGUGGCUCCUUGGAAAUUGUCAAAUACCUAGCCAACGAGAAAACCUGCAAUAUCGAGUCGAAAACCUAUAGCAAUAAUCGAAAAAGAGCAGCUAGCAUAUCUUCGGGCAAGACUCCACUCCAUUACGCUAGUUUUGGGGGCCAUAAAGCCGUAGUGGAGUACCUAGUCAACGAGCAGAUUUGUAAUCCUCGAAGCACAGAUGACGAUGGUAUGACUCCCUUCCACCUGGCAUGUCAGGAAGGGCGCAUGGAAAUCGUACAGUUUUUUCUCAAGCUCAACAUUAGCGAAUUCAGUAAACUGACAACAGAGGAUGGACGUACAUUAUUGCAUUGCGCAGCUCUCAGCGGAAACACUGAACUAGUGAAGCAACUGGCAGAGAACAGCAGUUUCAAUUUGAAUGCGAUGGACACGGAAGGACGUACGGCUCUUCAUUAUGCUGCAAGAAACGGGUGUACUGAUAUUGUGCAACUGCUAGUCGAAGAACUCAAAUGCAAUAUCAACAGUGUCGAUCAAACUGGAACCACGCCUCUUCACUUAGCCGCCAAGUUUGGGCAUUUGGAAACAGUCAAGUACCUGUUCAGUAAUAGCCAGUGCAAUGCCUCUAGCACUGAGGAGCACGGAUACACUCCACUUCAUCUGGCUGCCUAUAAGGGAAGAUUGGAAAUUGUCCGUUACAUACUAAACGAGAAGCUGAUACCCGUUAUGUGCCGAGACAAGACUGGACGUACCCCCCUACACAUUGCCGCUUUAGCAGGGGGUCUAGAAAUGGUGAAAUUGCUCGCUAAUCAACCAGAUUGCGACCCCUCCUGCAUAGACAAAGGCCUCAAAGCCACCCCACUGCACAUGGCCUCAGGCUCUGGACACUUGGACAUCGUCCGCUAUUUUGUCGAGGAGAAAAAUUUGAACCCAUCAUGCACUGAUAAGUUCAACUCUACCCCUGUGCAUCGAGCAGCUGCCAGUGGACAUUUGGAUGUCGUUCGCUACUUUGUUGAUGAGAAACAGUGCAACCCUGUUGCUAAAAACAAGUUUGGGAAUUCCCCUCUGCAUCUAGCCUGCCAGAAGGGGCAGUUGGCGAUGGUGAAACUACUUCUUUCCUACUCAAAAGAAAACAUGACGCUCAGAAACCAAGUCGGUCGAAUGCCUCUCGAUCAAGUCACUAAUUCUGAAAUUCUCGGCGAGUUCCUUCAAUUAGGAGUUGACCCCUCGAAAAGUUCCAUAACAUCUCGAUUCCCAUACCUGAAACAUUGGAACCAAUUCUCUCCUGCUGUCAAAGUUUUCAUACUUGGAGAUUCAGGUGUUGGCAAGACAACACUCGUCAAAGCCCUACAAGGAGAAGGCUUUGUCACUGAAUGGUUAUCGGGGAGAUUUCAUCGCAUUGGAUCUGGAAACGGGGAUUCGAUUGGAAUCAAUGUUACGACAUUUGAGAGCCGGCAUUUUGGGAAGGUUGUCUUGUACGAUAUGUCUGGUUACCCUGGUUACUUUGCCGGUCAUUCUGCUGUGCUAAAAUUGGCCUGUCGCGAUUCACUUCCCAUUUUUAUCACCAUGGUGGAUCUACGCACAACCCCUACAGAGAUUGAACACUCUAUCAGAUAUUGGUCGCAGCUUGUAGAGAUGUCACUACCGAAAGAAGCCCCAAAAUGUGUUGGCAUUGUGCUAGGCAACCGUGAAAACGAUCUCACCAAGGACGGAUCGAAACAGAAGCCAGCUUUGCUCGAGAAAGCCACUCAAAGUCUCAGUGAAGUCUUACAGUACAAGGGAUGGUUGACUAUCGAUUGCCGCCGAGUUGCCUCCACAAAUAUGCAUAAAUUGCGUCAACUUCUCUCUCAAACGUGCGAUGAAGUGCGAGCAAAUUUCAAGCCAAGUUUUGAAUGCAGUCUCCUUCGUUCGUUCAUGCAGCACAAGUUUCAGAGCCCCAUAAUCAUCGAGUACAGAGAUCUGUUUGAGUACAUCACACACAGCGACAUACCUUGCAUCAAGCAGAACGAAACGCUCUACAGAACAUGUCAAAUGCUCCACUCUCGAGGCUAUCUUCUCUUCCUACCCGAUGGCCAAUCUCCUGAAGCUGGUUGGAUAAUUUUGAACCAAGAGGCCGUUUUGUCAAUGAUUCAUGGAUUCCAAAAACUUGUCGAGCUCACAAACAAAGUUGGACUCUUACCGGUAUCACAAUUAGAGAAGACACUAGGAGCUAUGGGCUUCAAUCUCACACUGGUCAUUCAAUAUUUUCUGAGGAUGAAAUUUUGUCUCCGAGUUGUGGACAGACGUGUUCUCUACUCGAUUGUCGGAUUUGACCCCCCGAACCCUUUGGAAGACCACUUGUUCUUUCCACAUCUAAUUACCGGGGACAUCCCCACGGACAUCUGGUUGCCUAGUGAGGACUGGGGUCGCUGCUUUGGCUGGAAAAUGGAGUGCGUUGAAUCAGUUUGUUUCUUCACUCCUCGAUUUGUCCAAAUGAUCGUCCUCCGAAUAGCCGCACUGUUUCCGUUCAAUACUGACCCAAAUUCUCCGUUUCCCACACGUAAACAGCUGACUCAUGUCUGGAGCCGUGGGCUUUCAUGGAUGGACAGUCGAGGGAUUCAAGUGUUAGUCGAUCUAGACCCUAACUCCACGACUGCCACCGUUCUAACUCGAUGCAAGAAAGACGCCACUUGUGAGAUGGAUUACUACCAGUUAAGGGGACUGGUAUUGAAGGAGAUGCGAUUGAUAAAAGAUAAAGUAUGCCCCAGAGCACAAGUCAAGGAGUGUGUGCUCCUUCCUGUAAUGGCUGCCCGGUAUCCAUCACCUACGCCCAACCACACAGUGUGUACCAUGGAGGAUAUAGCACAGACACUGCUCACUCCUGGAGCUGACUUAGUCCAGUGCACACAUCGUACGAUUGCUUCAGAUAUACCAGAGUCUGAUACAACACUAGAUCAUGUGACUCUUAGCGAUAUUGUUGGAUUUGAAGCGUAUACUUUACUCAAUGCUGUGCUACUCAAGGACCUACUCACUAAAGACGAUAAUUUGUGCCAACUUUCAGAGGCUGAUUUGGAACAAAUUGCAACCGAUUUUAGUGCAAGUGAACUCGGUUUGAUUUCGUUAGCAAGAAUACUCCGAGUAGCUAUGACAACCAGCUCUAAUGUGAGCAGAACGGAUAGUAUUUUGUCUCUCCUGAAGAAGUGGGCCAGUAAAGAUGGCGGUGGUAGUGUUUGUGCGUUAAGGGAAUCUCUGGGGCAGUACAGUCUGUUUACUGGUCACCAUAUCAACGUCAUGGUGCCUGAGGGUGUGAGUACACACACACACUGAGUGCAGACCCCCAUCCCUCUAGCUAAGAACUGAACUAAAUCCAACAAUUAUUGUCAUCUUUAAUUAAUUCUUCAUUAAUUUUUGGUAUCAUAAUUAUAUUUGCAAUUGUCGAGUGAUUGUUUGAAACAAACAUUAAUUUUUCCAACAACAAGAUAA